Schizophyllum commune H4-8 is the source of this 315-nucleotide messenger RNA. RefSeq lists its product as uncharacterized. The transcript is spliced from 2 exons. Lineage: Eukaryota; Fungi; Basidiomycota; Agaricomycetes; Agaricales; Schizophyllaceae. Bases 80 to 247 code for a protein of 55 amino acids. The record is from RefSeq and is a predicted model, not a curated record.
ACCUGCGGAAUACUGAUCCGCGUUGACGAACGCCGCGUUGCGCUCGAGCUCGGCCGGACACACUCGCCUUGCCGGGGAGAUGCAUUCGCCGCCCACCCCUGCCCAAUCUGCCUCCCGCAACAUGUCCACAGUAUCGCAAACACUUCGGGGUGGUGGAGGCACGGCUUCGACGCGCUGGAUUUGGCGCAGCUCAAGGCCUGCCAAAUGGAGAUCCAGCGUGAUCGCGCGAUGUUCGACAUUUUCCUGACUUUCCUGCGCCGCCCUCGACCUCUCGACACUGUCACGCGUCACGUACCCCCCUCGUGUACUCGCUAG